Budorcas taxicolor (takin) is the source of this 2160-nucleotide messenger RNA. RefSeq names its product beta-1,4-galactosyltransferase 2 (gene B4GALT2). The transcript has 8 exons. The coding region runs from base 322 to 1431 and encodes 369 amino acids. Gene Ontology annotation, biological process: carbohydrate metabolic process. NCBI's taxonomy places the organism in Eukaryota, Metazoa, Chordata, Mammalia, Artiodactyla, Bovidae. Gene Ontology annotation, molecular function: glycosyltransferase activity. The record is from RefSeq and is a predicted model, not a curated record.
GCCCCCAGCUCGGGGCCCCGAGAUUCCAGACCCGGCCCCGCGAGGGGCGCCCCGAGCGCGGCCCCGAGAUCCCCGCCCAGGACCCGAGGGAAGUGAUCUCGUAAACAUCUUGUUCAAAUUUGGGCCACCUGCAUGCUGAGGGCCACUUCCCAGCCUGCUCCCAGAUGGCCUGGCCUACUCGCCACUGGGACCUGACCAAAGAAAUCACUGCCCACCCCCAUGAUCCAGGAGGACUAAAUGAAGUCUUGAGUACCAAGUGCUCUGGCAUGGCCGGCAGCCGGAUGCCCGGGCCCAUUGGGUGGGCCGGCGGCCGCCUGCGGGAUGAGCAGACUGCUGGGGGGGACGCUGGAGCGCGUGUGCAAGGCCGUGCUCCUUCUCUGCCUGCUGCACUUUCUCGUGGCCGUCAUCCUCUACUUUGACGUCUACGCCCAGCACUUGGCCUUCUUCAGCCGCUUCAGUGCACGCGGCCCCUCCCGCGCCCUCCACCCAGCUGCCAGCAGCAGCACCAACUGCUCUCGGCCAAACGCCACUGCCCCCAGCUCCGGGCUCCCCGAGGCUCCCAGCGCCCGGCCCGGCCCCACGGCUCCUGUCCUGCCACCCUGUCCUGACUCGCCGCCUGGCCUUGUGGGCCGACUGCUGAUUGAGUUCACCUCACCCAUGCCCCUGGAGCGGGUGCAGAGGGAGAACCCAGGUGUCCUCCUCGGUGGCCGCUAUACGCCGCCUGACUGCACCCCAGCCCAGACGGUGGCAGUCAUCAUCCCCUUCCGACACCGGGAACACCACCUACGCUACUGGCUCCACUACCUGCAUCCCAUCCUCAGGCGACAGCGACUACGCUAUGGCAUCUACGUCAUCAACCAGCACGGUGAGGACACCUUCAACCGGGCCAAGCUGCUCAACGUGGGUUUCCUAGAGGCACUCAAGGAGGACUCCACCUACAACUGCUUCAUCUUCAGUGACGUGGACCUGGUCCCCAUGGAUGACCGCAACCUGUACCGCUGUGGUGACCAGCCCCGCCACUUCGCCAUUGCCAUGGACAAAUUUGGCUUCCGGCUGCCCUAUGCUGGCUACUUCGGAGGUGUGUCGGGCCUGAAUAAAUCCCAGUUCCUGAGAAUCAAUGGCUUCCCCAACGAGUACUGGGGUUGGGGUGGUGAGGAUGACGACAUCUUCAACCGGAUCUCCCUGGCUGGGAUGAAGAUCUCGCGUCCAGACAUCCGCAUAGGCCGCUACCGAAUGAUCAAGCACGACCGGGACAAGCAUAAUGAGCCCAACCCUCAAAGGUUUACCAAGAUUCAAAACACGAAGCUGACCAUGAAGCGGGACGGCAUCGGGUCAGUGCGGUACCAGGUCUUAGAGGUGUCUCGGCAACCACUCUUCACCAAUAUCACAGUGGACAUUGGGCGGCCCCCUUCGUGGCCUCCUCGGGGAUGACACCAGUGGACAAAGGCUCCCAGUGCCAAGGAUUGCCUGUCAGAGGACUGACCUACAGCCUGGCUGGCAGCUGCUCUGUGGUGGAUCCCCCAGGACUGAGACUGUGGGCUCUGUUUCCUGAGGGUCUUCAGUAGGCACCCCCCAGCUGCACUUGGAAGUUUCAGAACCUACUUUGGGGGAGCUUCCAUCCUGGGCAGGCCCCUCAAGGGUGGCCGUCUCUGGGGUCAACCCCUCCUGCUCCUCCUUCCCCAGUUCAGCCCCCCUCACUGUCAGGGUUGGGUCAGCCCCUGCACUGCCUCGCCGAGUGGCCUGGGCCAGGUCACUCCACCUCUCUGUGCCUCAGUUUCCCCCCCCCCUUGAGUCCCCUAGGGCCUAGAAGAGUGGGAGGUAUGACUAGGGGGCAAUGUUGCUUCCAGGGGGAAUUCUCAGACCUGAGGAUCCCCCACACUCCCAGGGGAGGGGAAACCUUUUUCACUCAACAUUGUAGGGGGCAAACUCUGGGGCACCCCCUGCUGAGGAGCAGCCCCAGGAGGGGACCAGAAGGGGUGCUGUGUUGCUGCCUGGGAUCUUGGGGUUGGGCUUUGCAUGGGGGCGGAUAGGGCUUGGAUCAGUUGGGUUCCAGCCCCACCCCGUCUCUCAGAGGGAAGGCAGUAGCCCCAGGGCCGGCUCGUGUUUGUACAUUGCACAGAAACUUGUGUGGGUGCUUUAGUAAAAAACGUGAAUGGAGAA